Molecule: messenger RNA, 2301 nt
Organism: Lagopus muta (rock ptarmigan)
Lineage: Eukaryota; Metazoa; Chordata; Aves; Galliformes; Phasianidae
Product: outer dense fiber protein 3-like
Exons: 7
Coding region: 590-1873 (427 amino acids)
Cellular component (GO): cytoskeleton
Source: RefSeq, a predicted model, not a curated record
GCCUGGGGCCCCCAGCACAACGAAGACGCAGAGCUCUCGGAACGGGUCCAGAGCAGGACCGCUAAUAGGAUCAGAGGGCUGGAGCAGCUCUCCUAUGAAGAAGGGCUGAGGGAACCGGGCUUGUUUAGCUUGGAGAAGAGAAGGCUCCGGGGGAAACCUCACUGUGGCCUUCCAAUACUCGAAGGGAGUGUAUAAACAGGAGGGGGAAUGUCUGUCUGCAAGUCUCCUAGCGAUAGGAGAAGGGCGAACGGGAAGGCUUGGGUUGGAUGUGAGGGGGAAGCCUUUCACUCUGACGGUGGUGAGGCACUGGAACAGGCUGCCCAAGGAGGCUGUGGAUGCCCCAUCCCUGCAGGCAUUCAAGGCCAGGCUGGACGUGGCUCUGGGCAGCCUGGGCUGCUGGUUGGCGACCUGCACACAGCAGGGGGUUGAAACGAGAUGGUCAUUGUGGUCCUUUUCAACCCAGCCUGUUCUGUGAUUCUAUGAUCUGGUCCUGGCCUGUCUGGGCCGGACUGGGCGAAGAGGAAUUGCCUGGUGCCACGGAUGCGCUCUAGAACAGAGUGAACGGCAACAACACGUGCACUUCAUUUAGAUGUAUUUUUGGAACAAGCUAAAGGAGAGGGCAACCAAAUCAUCAAGCUGGUGGCUGCGCCUUCCCAGGCGGAAGGGCCUUUCAGUGCAUUUCCCCGCUGGGAUUCUCUCCCUUGCAGGUGACGCUGAUCAAGCCCCAGGAGCCCCGGGCGGCACGGGGCUGGCACUGAGAGCUCGGUCCAUCUGCAGGGGUCGGCAGCGUGCGCUCCAGCUUUUUCCGGGCUGGGGUGCGCGGCCGAAAAGGCGUGGAGGGCGCGGCUCCGGGCCGGCCGGGAGACGUCCCAGCACCGAUGACGUCCCCGGAGCCCGCGUGCCGUCACAAUGCCGACGCCGGGCCCUCCCCGAGGGCAGCUGGCCGCCGGCUCCAGGCGCCCCAUUCGUGAGCUGCGCUGCCCGCAGCCGCUCGCCGUGCCCCGUGCCCGAGAGCAGCCCCAGCAGCAGACUAGCUCAGCCUCGUCGCGCUCGUCCUCCAAGGCUCACAGAGGUUUGGAGGCACGCGCCUGCCAGCAUGGACGGAGCCUGGGUGGGGACGUGGAGACCGCAUCGCCCGCGCGGCCUCAUCUCGGCCCAGUUCCCCAGCCCCGGGCCCCAGUACUCCAUCCCGGGGACAACAGGUUUCGUGGGCCACAGCCCCACCAAAGCCCGUGCCCCCGCGUACACGUUUCGCGGGACCAAGCCGCCUGCGGCCGACGGGACCAAGCCGCCUGCGGCCGAGAGCUGCGGGCCAGGUCCCUGCUACUUUGUGCAGCCCGCCAUCACCAGGAACGGGAAGCAAGUGGCUCCGAGCGCCCACAUUUGUGGACGCCCCACGACGAAGACCACCGUCACCCCCGGACCCAGUGACUACCGCACCGAGGCAGCCAACAGGCACAUCUUCAAGUGCCCACCGGUGCAGUCCAUGGCCUUCCGGCGGGAGCCCCUGCGCACAGACCGCCCUCCAGGUCCGGGCACCUACAACCUGCCCAAGCUGAUGGGCCCCAAUACAGCCUACACGGCGGCCAGCCCCUGCUACUCCAUGAGGGGAAGGAGCCAGCGCGGCCGCUUUGACGAAGACCUUGCCAAGACUCCGGGUCCCGCGGCGUUUCCCAAGGUAGCUGUGGACGCCUACAAGACCAGGGCGCCCGCGUACACCAUGGCGGCCCGACCAAAGCCUGCAGAGGGCAAAGCAGUGAAGCCCGGGCCCGCAGACUACAACAUAGGCCGGGUGACGCUGAUCAAGCCCCGGGCGCCUGCAUCCACUUUUGGAAUCCGGCAUUCCCUCUACACAACCCCUCUGAUUGUGUAAUAAAACAGCCACGUCUGGAAGGCCGCCUCUGCUUUCCUGGCAUGGCAGGGGACGGGAAGACACCAAUCAACUGCCGGUUUCCACUUGAUUCCAUUUCCAUCUAUGGACUUGAUGCCAUUUCCAUCUAUGGAGUUGAUGCCAUUUCCAUCUAUCGACUUGAUGCCAUUUCCAUCUAUCGACUUGAUGCCAUUUCCAUCUAUGAAGUUGAUGCCAUUUCCAUCUAUCGACUUGAUGCCAUUUCCAUCUAUGGAGUUGAUGCCAUUUCCAUCUAUGGACUUGGGCUUUUGCCCAUUUUACUUGAACAACUGUUAGCAAUUGGAGUAAGUCAUCAAUAAAACCAACCCAACACCAACAUGUGUGCUUUCUUGUUACUCCUUUUUCCUCCCCGCUGCACACAGGAAUGCGCCAGCGCUUCCCGAAGCCUUUCA